Messenger RNA from Aethalodelphis obliquidens (Pacific white-sided dolphin), 693 nucleotides. Its product is annotated as hemoglobin subunit beta. Lineage: Eukaryota; Metazoa; Chordata; Mammalia; Artiodactyla; Delphinidae. The record is from RefSeq and is a predicted model, not a curated record. Gene Ontology annotation, cellular component: blood microparticle; hemoglobin complex; haptoglobin-hemoglobin complex. Bases 123 to 566 code for a protein of 147 amino acids. Gene Ontology annotation, molecular function: oxygen binding; organic acid binding; heme binding. Gene Ontology annotation, biological process: hydrogen peroxide catabolic process; oxygen transport. The transcript has 3 exons.
UGGUCACAGAAGCAGGGAGGGCAGGAGGCAGGGCUGGGCAUAAAAGGAAGAGCGAAGCCAGCGGCUGCUUACACUUGCUUCUGACACAACCGUGUUCACUAGCAACUACACGAACAGACACCAUGGUGCAUCUGACUGGUGAGGAGAAGUCUGCCGUCACUGCCCUAUGGGGCAAGGUGAACGUGGAGGAAGUUGGUGGUGAGGCCCUGGGCAGGCUGCUGGUUGUCUACCCCUGGACUCAGAGGUUCUUUGAGUCCUUUGGGGACCUGUCCACUGCUGAUGCUGUUAUGAAAAACCCUAACGUGAAGAAACAUGGCAAGAAGGUGCUAGCCUCCUUUGGUGAGGGCCUGAAGCAUCUCGAUGACCUCAAGGGUACGUUUGCUGCGCUGAGUGAGCUGCACUGUGACAAGCUGCACGUGGAUCCUGAGAACUUCAGGCUCCUAGGCAACGUGCUGGUGGUUGUGCUGGCUCGCCACUUUGGCAAGGAAUUCACCCCGGAGGUUCAGUCUGCCUAUCAGAAGGUGGUGGCCGGUGUGGCUACUGCCUUGGCCCACAAGUACCAUUGAGAUCCUGGCCUAUUUCUUGGUGACCAUCGGAAGACCAUAUUCCCCUAGAUUCUAUUUUCUGAACUUGGGGAAAUAAUGUCUACCCUCAAGGGUAUGGCUUCUGCCUAAUAAAGAACUUUCAGCACAA